AUGGAGAGCGGUCUCGCUGAGAAAAGGGGAAAUGUUGACCGCAGCUUCAUAAGAUUUGGACGAAGCGACGUCGACGAUAAGCGAAGCUAUGGCAGGAAUUUCCUCAGAUUCGGCCGAGGAGUAGAAGGCGACUACGAAGACGAAGAAAUUGAAUCCUUAUCGGCCGCCAAGAGGAACCGCAACUUCUUGCGUUUCGGACGCAGCCGCAACUUCUUGCGUUUCGGACGCAACCGCAACUUUUUGCGUUUCGGACGAAACCGCAACUUCUUGAGGUUUGGUCGAUCUGGUCCUGAAGACAUCGUCAGUCUCGAAGGCACUCCCAGCGAGGUCAUCCUUUUUCCCGCUCUAGAGGAACCAAUAGCGGAGGACGACGUCUUCCAAAGGGCUGCUCGUGGAAACAGAAACUUUUUAAGGCAAGGAAAUUUAAUUUCAUCUUGA
Macrobrachium nipponense is the source of this 438-nucleotide messenger RNA. Its product is annotated as FMRFamide-related neuropeptides-like. The record is from RefSeq and is a predicted model, not a curated record. The coding region runs from base 1 to 438 and encodes 145 amino acids. The transcript has 3 exons. Gene Ontology annotation, biological process: neuropeptide signaling pathway. NCBI's taxonomy places the organism in Eukaryota, Metazoa, Arthropoda, Malacostraca, Decapoda, Palaemonidae.